Messenger RNA from Neogale vison (American mink), 3713 nucleotides. RefSeq names its product myeloid zinc finger 1 (gene MZF1). The transcript is spliced from 6 exons. The coding region runs from base 1330 to 3534 and encodes 734 amino acids. The record is from RefSeq and is a predicted model, not a curated record. Lineage: Eukaryota; Metazoa; Chordata; Mammalia; Carnivora; Mustelidae.
CUGAGGAAAACGUGGUGGGGGCAUGCGCGGUUGGGAAGACGGCGAUGCUGUCCGUUGCCGCCUGAGAAGCUCGCGCAAGUAGACGGGGCAUGGACGCCUGGAUCUGAGGGGGCGAGCGAGGGAAGAGGCGGCCGGGCGUGUGAUCUGGUCGUUGCGAACAACGCUACCCCGGGGAACGGGAGGAGGGUGGGAAAGGAGGCGAGCGUGGGGGAAGGCAAGGUGGCACUCGGGCUGGUGCGUGGAGCAUUCUGGGAGACAGAGUCCGGCCGGGGAGGGGGAAGUCAGCGAGUGCGUAUGCUUGUGAGCGCGGAGCGGCCCGCUGAGCUUGGAGGGUUGCAGGUUGGCCUGGAACCUUGAGGAUCGGAAUUUUGACCCACGGGAUCCGGCGGCCUUGGAAGUCGAAUCUACUCAAAUAAUAAACUCAGAUUUCUUCACAAAGUCCGCACAUUACUCCCAGCUGCAAAGGGAGCAGCAAUGGCGAGGGAAGGGGGGGCAGCCCCACUUACGGGGGACGGUAAAGAUGGGGAAACAGGUUCACAGAAACUAGCCAAGGUUAUGUAGCAAAUAGGCAAGAUCAGAAUCUCCAAUCUUGCUUGCAGGCAUCUGGUCCAGUUGUCUUGGGGCCUUUGUGGGCCCCCUGUUAAGAUCCCAUCACCUCCUAACCCUGCCUAAAUCAGGGAGCUUAAGUGAUGGUGGGGCAUUACAUGGUGUGAUAACUUGGGUCGGUUCAGAGGAUGGGACUGAAUGGAGGGAGAGGGGGAUGCUGCCUGGAAGUGUGGCCACAGAGUUGACCUUGUCCAUAUAUGGGAGUGGGAAAGGCUGCCGUGUGGAACCAAGCUGAGAAGAGAAUGGUCAAGAGAGACUAGAUGGGAGAGUGGGUGGUGCAAUGAUGGGGUGGUGUUCUGGGUGGUGUGGGGGGAGGGGGGCUGGAGUGUUUCUUAUGGCCAUGUGGUGAAUACUGCAGAUGUCAUUUACUUGGCAGUGGGAGAUCCACACAUCAGGGAUGGCGUGGUGCAUGUAGAAGGGCAGGGGUGGGGGGGGUGCCUUCAUACCCCUAAGAAGCACCCUGUGUUUGGAACAGGGGAAUGCCAGAGACUGUGUAUAAGUCCCAGCUAGAGACCAGAGACACAGGCCUGGCAUGUGACCACCUCUCUGUGCCUCAGUUUUCAUAUCUGCCUUCCAUUCAGUACAGGUCUGAGGAUGGAACAACGAAACAUAAAGUAGUCGCUCAAUAAGCAUUUAUUGCCACUGUUUGUCCUCGCAGUAGCCUCAUCCUCUUCCUCUCCUAGGGGAAGACAUUAUCCUCGGAGCCCCAGCCCAGUCUUUCCAAUGAGGCCUGCAGCACUGGGCUCCCCAGGUCACACAGCCCUGGAAGAUGAGGGGCCUGUCAUGGUGAAGUUGGAGGACUCUGAGGAGGAGGGCGAGGCUGCCCCAUGGGAUCCGGGCCCAGAGGCUGCACGCCAGCGUUUUCGACACUUCCACUAUGAGGAGGCACUGGGUCCCCAAGAGGCCCUGGCCCAACUCCGGGAGCUGUGCCGCCAGUGGCUGCAGCCCGAGGUGCACUCCAAGGAGCAGAUGCUGGAGCUGCUGGUGCUGGAGCAGUUCCUGUGUGCACUGCCCCCCGAGAUCCAGGCCCAUGUGGAGGGACAGCGGCCAGGCAACCCUGAGGAGGCAGCUGCCCUAGUCGAGGGGCUACGCCAAGAGCCAGAAGGCCCCCGGAGAUGGGUCACAGUCCAAGUGCAGGGUCAGGAGGUGCUAUCAGAGAAGAUGGAGCCCUCCAACUUGCAGCCCCUCCUUCAAACCAAGCCUCAGACUCCAGAACAUGGGCCUAGGACACCAUCUGAAGCUACGCAGGAGUUACCAUUGGGCCUUCGGGUGAAAGAGGAACCCACGGUUACAGAUGACCCAGAGCUUCUGGAUUCUGGGCCUCUAGCCAAUCCCCAGGAGGCCACCUCCACUUUCCUGCCUGAAGAGACCCAGGGCUGUGAAAUAGUGCUGGACCAGGCCUCUCCUCACAGUGAAACUGGACUUGAGGGGCCUUCAUGGAGGGAACAUCCUGGGGUCCUGUGGCAGGAGGAAGCUGGAGGCAUCUUCCCUCCAGGGUUUGCUCUCCACAAGGACAGCGUCUCUGCUGGCCCAGGCACUGUGAGCCUCCACAUCCCGUGGGACCUCGGCAUGGCCAGCCUCACAGACCAACUCCGGUCGCCCUCCCAUGAAAGUGGCUUCUCACAUGCACUUGUGCUCCCCAGUGGCCCCGGAGGUGAGCAGAACCCCACAAACGAGGGUCCUCACCAGCUCCUGGGCCCCAUACUGGCCACUGGCCACUGGCGUACACCCAGGACGGAAGGCCAGGGACGGGGUCGCCCCAGCACAGGCCCCCGGGUGGGGCGGGGUGGCUGCUGCGACGUGUGUGGGAAGGUGUUCAGCCAACGCAGCAACCUACUGAGGCACCAGAAGAUACACACAGGAGAGCGGCCAUUCGUGUGCAGCGAGUGCGGCCGAAGCUUCAGCAGAAGCUCGCACCUUCUGCGUCAUCAACUAACGCACACUGAGGAGUGGCCGUUUGUAUGCGGCGACUGUGGUCAGGGCUUCGUGCGCAGCGUGCGCCUGGAGGAGCACCGGCGAGUGCACACGGGCGAGCAGCCCUUCCACUGCGCUGAGUGCGGCCAGAGCUUCCGGCAGCGCUCCAACCUGCUGCAGCACCAGCGCAUCCAUGGCGACCCCCCUGGCCCGGGCGCUGCGCCCCCCACGCCUCCCGGUGCCCCGGAGCCCCCAGGCCCCUUCCCCUGCAGCGAGUGCCGUGAGAGCUUCGCGCGGCGAGCCAUGCUCCUGGAACACCAGGCAGUGCACACGGGCGACAAAUCCUUUGGCUGCGUGGAGUGUGGGGAGCGUUUUGGCCGCCGCUCUGUGCUGCUGCAGCACCGGCGAGUUCACAGUGGAGAGCGGCCCUUUGCCUGUGCAGAGUGCGGCCAGAGCUUCCGCCAGCGCUCCAACCUCACGCAGCACCGGCGCAUCCACACGGGCGAGCGGCCCUUCGCCUGUGCGGAGUGCGGCAAGGCCUUCCGCCAGCGGCCCACGCUCACGCAGCACCUGCGCGUGCACACCGGCGAGAAGCCCUUCGCCUGUCCAGAGUGUGGCCAGCGCUUCAGCCAGCGUCUGAAGCUCACGCGCCACCAGCGGACGCACACUGGGGAGAAACCCUACCACUGCACCGAGUGUGGCCUGGGCUUCACGCAGGUGUCACGGCUCACUGAGCACCAGCGGAUCCAUACCGGGGAGCGGCCCUUCGCCUGCCCUGACUGUGGCCAGAGCUUCCGGCAGCACGCCAACCUCACGCAGCACCGGCGCAUCCACACGGGUGAGCGGCCCUACGCAUGCCCGGAGUGCGGCAAGGCCUUCCGCCAGCGGCCCACGCUGACGCAGCACCUGCGCACCCACCGGCGGGAGAAGCCCUUUGCCUGCCAGGAUUGCGGCCGCCGCUUCCACCAGAGCACCAAGCUCAUCCAGCACCAGCGCAUCCACAGUGCGGAGUAACGGCACUCAAUAUACCCCUUCUCUAUGUCUCCGCUUCUGGCCUCUGGUUGCGGGGGAGGGUCUUCGCUCCGAACACUAACCUCACAGUGUUGCUGUGAGGCCUCUGAUCAAGUCUGGGUACAGACGGGCCCACUCAGAACCUGGCGCCCAGUAGGUGCUCAAUAAAUAGAUGGACCGUG